AUGAAAAAAACAGACUUUGAGAGGGAUUUAUGUUCUAAUGACGAGCAUCUUAUCGCCAAGGCAUAUAAAUCAUUGAAAAUGAACCCAGAGGAUGAAUUAAAGAGGCUGGUGGGCGCCAUGGAGGAGCUGAGGCAGUGCCGGCUGCAGCAGAGGAACAUCUCUGCCACGGUGGACAAGCUCAGCCAGUGCCUUCCCGUUCUGGAGAUGGAGAGCAAGUUGAGGGAGCAGAUGAAGUCCAAACGGCAUUACCCCGCCCUGAAGACCCUGGAGCACCUGGAGCGGAUGUGCCUGCCCCAGCUCAGCCACUACGGCUUCUGCAAGAUCAUGGUGGAGAACAUCCCGAAAUUGCGCCAGGAGAUCAAGGACGUCUCCAUCUCCGACCUCAAGGACUUCCUGGAGAGCAUCCACAAGCACUCGGACAAGAUCGGGGAGACGGCAAUGAAGCAGGCCCAGCAGCAGAGGAGCCUGGACGGCCUGGUGGGGCAGCCCUCGAGGGCCGGGGGCCGCCGGGGCAGGAGAGAGGCUGGCGGGAAUUCAGGCCCGGAGCUCAAGAACGCCAGUCCGAUCUCCGAGCGGGAUUCUGGGAUCCUGGAUGUGGAAGAGGAGGAAGAGGAAGAGCUGGACGGUUGUAAGUGGAGGACUGCCUGUAGACAAAGCCACCCAGGGGGCGCAAAUGGAGACUCUCCUCUGUCCCACAGGAGCAUCCUGGACUCGGACACCUACAGCCCCGUCUCGGUGGCAGACCAGGAAGAAUAUGAGAAGCUGGUGGGGCAGUUUCCCUUCCACGAUGCGGAGCUGGAGAAGCAGCCAUUCCCCAGGAAGUUCCCCUUCUCCGAGCUGGUGCCUCAGAUCUACAACCAGAUCAAGGAAUUUAUCUACGCCUGCCUGAAGUUCUCGGAAGACCUUCACCUGAGAUCAGUGAUGGGUUCUGAGACAGACAGGGGAGCCCGAGAGGCCUUCGAGAGCUACUACCGGAAGCAGAGGAGGAAGCAGGCCCGGCUGGUUCUGCAGCCCCCCUCCAACAUGGACGGCCGCCACGCUGCCGAGGAGGAGAUCUACACUAACCUGAACCAAAAGAUUGACCAGUUCUUGCAACUUGCAGAUUAUGACUGGAUGGCCGCGGAAGCCCCCCCCAAGGCCAGUGGCUACCUGGUGGACCUCAUUGCUUUCUUGCGCAGCACCUUUGCUGUCUUCACACACCUGCCCGUUGGACUUGAUGCUCUCAAGAUUCCUUUGAAACCUUCUUACAUCCUGAUGUCGUAG
This is a messenger RNA of Thamnophis sirtalis, 1263 nucleotides long. Lineage: Eukaryota; Metazoa; Chordata; Lepidosauria; Squamata; Natricidae. The record is from RefSeq and is a predicted model, not a curated record.